Tachysurus fulvidraco (yellow catfish) is the source of this 3579-nucleotide messenger RNA. RefSeq names its product UDP-GlcNAc:betaGal beta-1,3-N-acetylglucosaminyltransferase 5b (gene b3gnt5b). Bases 424 to 1560 code for a protein of 378 amino acids. The record is from RefSeq and is a predicted model, not a curated record. The transcript has 2 exons. Lineage: Eukaryota; Metazoa; Chordata; Actinopteri; Siluriformes; Bagridae. Gene Ontology annotation, cellular component: membrane. Gene Ontology annotation, biological process: brain development.
UUUUGGUGAUUUCAAAUGUCAAAAUUGGCUUUCAAACAUCGUGCACCCCACCUUUAAUAGCCAUUUGAGCACAGUUGAUUGUCAUCCGUCAUAGACGUUAUCCACACGUAUAAAGUUAAAAAUUCAAGUUUUUGGAGACGAUUUUUAGUGUGCAGAUCUGUGAAAGCUUCGGGUAUUCCACGUUUCAGGGACGUUUCAGUGUUUCAGGCCUCGACAAAAGUAAUAGAGGAGAUUGAACGAAGUCAGACACGUAAUUGGUGAAGGAAUGACAUCAUUGCUGCCGAAAGCGUCUUGAAACAGUUUCAGCCUCAGGAUGGACUAUAAAAGAACUUUGUGACAAACAAUGAUUCGGCAUAAAACAUAGUCAAGGCUUGUUUUACCCCCGCUCUCGAACCCUCGCCCGGAUGUGUAUAAGGGUCCAGAAUGUUUGCGUGUUUCCGGCGGAUCAAAAAAUGCCAACUCCGUCAGCUGAUGAUAACGUGCUUCGUGUUGUCAGUGAUCAAGGUGUACUGGGAAAGUCUUGACCAGAAUGUAUCUAAUCAUAUCAAGUCCUAUUCCUUCCGCCUGUUCAACAACUUGGACUUUAUAAGUUCUAACCUAACAAUUAGUUACGAAGAUGCACAGAAGUUCAGCAAUCACCGUUACUUAAUAAACCACGAGGACAAAUGUGCCAACGAAGACAUGCUACUCUUGCUGCUCGUCAAAAGCUCGCCUGAAAACUUUGAAAGGAGGCAGGCAAUCCGGCUGACAUGGGGCAACGAAGCCUACAUCCAGAAAAAAUUUGGUGUGACCGUGAGAGUGCUGUUUGCUCUUGGCAUCCACCCUCAUCCAGUGAACAGGAAGAAGUUUCAGCGCAGGUUGAUUUUGGAAGACAAAACAUAUCAAGAUCUGAUUCAACAGGACUUUCUCGAUACCUUUCACAACCUCACGAUUAAGCUUCUUCUCCAGCUUGGCUGGACACACACAUAUUGCAAACAUGCACGCUUUGUCAUGUCUGCAGAUGAUGACAUCUUUGUCCACAUGCCCAACUUGAUCCGCUACCUGCAGGAGAUGAACCGGACCAGUGUCAAAGACUUCUGGAUCGGCAAGGUGCACCGAGGCUCUCCACCCAUUCGUAAGAAAGAAAGCAAGUACUACGUGUCUCACGAGAUUUACCCCUGGUUCCUGUAUCCCGAUUACACCCCUGGAGCUGGUUAUGUUAUUUCCAGAGACGUGGCCUCUAGAGUCUACCAAGCUUCCCUCACCUUAAACGCCUCUAUUUAUAUCGACGAUGUCUUCAUGGGCAUUUGCGCCAACGCGAUAGGGAUUUUGCCCAAAGAACACGUGUUCUUCUCAGGAGAGGGUAGGGCUCCUAACCACGUCUGCAUCUAUAACCAAAUGAUGACAUCCCAUGGACAUGUGAAGGACUUCCAUGAACUCUGGAAACUUGCAACAGAUCCCGAGGUGCAGCAGGUUUCUUCAGGACUUUUUGGAAAGCUGUACUGCACCAUAACUAAAAUCAGACUCCUUUGUUCAUUAUACACUUUAAACACCUACCCAUGUAAAGCAGCCUUUUUUUAGGGCCUGGAUUGGUAUGAAAAACUACCCCCAUGCCUGGAGAAGCCCUGUCCUCUUCAUCCAUUUUUUUUUAAGACCAACACUGUUGAGCUAGAAGAUCUGUAUAUUUAUGUAUGAUGUUCUGGGGUUGGGACCAUCUUGAAAUUAUUACACAACUAACUAAAACUCAUCCAUACCUUACUUUUAAAUCAUGACAUUUAUUUCCUUGCAUACACCUUACAGUGUUUGUCUUGUUCCUUAACUUGUUGCAUGUUUUCUUUUUACCAAAAUCAUGGAGAGAAACCAACCAUAGAAUCUUCGAGUCUCUUUUGAGAAGAAAUGUUUACGCCACACCCAUACGAGUUUCUUCCCCCAAACUAUUGCUACAGAUUCGGGAGCACACAAUUGAAUAGAAGGUCUUUGUAUGCAUUUGGAUUUCACUGCAACUAGUUCCAACAUGACAGUACCCCUUUGCACAAGGCCAGCUCCAUGAAGACGUAGUGUGGAGGUUACAACUGGAGCGGAAGAACUCGUACAGAGCCCUGACUCCACACCUUUGGGAUGGAACACUGGAUGGAACACCUACUGUACCUCAUCAGCUCCUUUCUUCACUAAUAGUUGUGUAGCUGAAUGAACCCACAAGAGAAGAGCGGAGCACAUGAGGGUGUGUUGGUGUUGCUGGGGUUGUAAAACCUUUCCCCAGAUAUUGUAGCAUUAAUGGAUUUGAAAUUUGCCUCACAAGUUUGCAAGCUUCUGUCCGGCAUCUGGGUUUGGUUUGUACGAGCCUGGUGAAAACUGUAGGAAGUGCUAGAUCAGUGAUCAGAAUGUUUGCAGGCAAAAAUCCCUGAAUCACAGAGCUGCCAUUGCUAAACUCUUCAGAACUUGUGCAAGGGCCCAGGACUUGUGCAAAAAAAAAAAAAAAAAAAUGAACAGAAGUCACUCUGCAUAAAGGCAUCUUGUAAAUGCCAUAAAUGUAAAGGUUUUAUUCCACAUAUCGGUGCAGAGAAGCAUCGCAGACCUCGGGUCUGAAUGACGACAAUUCUGUAGAAGUUAAAUCGGUAUUUCCGAGUUCUUCUUUUGCAGCUUUUUGUGAAAACCUGUUUUGUAAUUGUGAACUCUUUAUAUGCAUCCACUACCUAGAAAAAUACAGGAAGUGUCUUGAUUCUGAGUCAAGUUUCAGAUCUUGAGGCUUGUUUCAGGUUUUGCAUGCAACAUGCGUGAGAAGUGGCGCUUUAGUAAACUCGUGACUUGAAAACUUUUUAAACUUUUCACCGGGUUCUCCAGCUGUUCCACAUUUUUCUUAAAUUCUCCAAUCUAUUUAUAUAUGUAUGAAAUUAAUGAAAAUUUCGAUUGAGGUCCUGGGCUAUCAUGCUGAAAAAGCUUUAGCUUGAACAGACAUUUUCAUAGAAAUCUUUGGCUUACAAGAGAGGUUCCUAUCCUCAAAGAGAUUUUCAGUGAUCUCAAACCUUGAUCACUUAUUUAAUAUAUUUUUAUUUAAUAUAUUUAUUUUUAAUAUAUUUAUUAUAUAUAUAUAUAUAUAAUCCAGAUUUACCAUUUAAGCCUUGUACAUGCAUAUUCAGUAAAUGUUUUGACAUGUUCUUGUGUUUUGUUUUCUUGAUUUUUCCACUCAGUUGUUCAGUCAGAAUCAUUCAUAUUAGUUUGGUUAAAAUAAACGAAUAAAACAAAAAACAGAUUGUGAGCUAUUCUUAAAGGGGUUAUUUGUAAAUCCAGUAAAUCCAGAUACACAUCUGCAUUGCACUAUACUUAUGGAAGGUUAACGCUUCUUGAGGACCCUUUUACAUCUGCUUACUUGGAUGCAUCGUUUCAGUCGUUUGCAAAAUGGAAAAACUACAAAACUACAGAUCUAUCUAUUACAAAGAAAAACUCUUUUGUUUUCCGCAAGUGUACUCAAAUCAGAAUCACAAUCUGAAAGAUCUUUAUUGCCAGGUAUGUUUUCACAUAAAAGGAAUUUGUUCUAGUACAGAAGCUCCACAAGAUGCACUUAUUUCCAGGGAUUUCAGAACAGCGUAACAGAUGUUGCAU